Stegastes partitus (bicolor damselfish) is the source of this 1201-nucleotide messenger RNA. RefSeq names its product solute carrier family 25 member 38-A. NCBI's taxonomy places the organism in Eukaryota, Metazoa, Chordata, Actinopteri, Pomacentridae. Gene Ontology annotation, molecular function: glycine transmembrane transporter activity. Bases 187 to 1038 code for a protein of 283 amino acids. Gene Ontology annotation, biological process: glycine import into mitochondrion. The transcript is spliced from 9 exons. Gene Ontology annotation, cellular component: mitochondrial inner membrane; mitochondrion. The record is from RefSeq and is a predicted model, not a curated record.
UCUGUCCUCUGGUUGUUUCAGGCGGUAAGAAGGAUUUUUUACUGACGCUUUACUCGGCUGCUGGUGUUUCUCGGCCCUGGACGGACAGAAAACUUGACUGCGGCAAAACAGCAAGAGGGGGCGGCAGGAGCCUGAAGGAUUCAGAAGCAGAGGAAAAGCAAAACCUAGUUAUCAUCCCGAAGAACAAUGGAGCUGACUCACCCGGCCAUCAAAGCCUUCAUGUGUGGCUCCUUCAGCGGGACCUGCUCCACGCUGCUGUUCCAGCCCCUCGACCUGAUCAAGACCCGCCUGCAGACGCUGCAGAGCGGCAUGCAGCCUGGUUCGGGCAGAGUGGGGAUGGUGUCGGUGCUGCUCAGCGUAGUGCGGACAGAGAAGCUGCUGGGAUUGUGGAAAGGGGUUUCACCGUCCUUCGCUCGGACCAUCCCAGGAGUCGGGAUCUACUUCAGCACAUACUACUCCAUAAAGCAGCACUUCUUCCCGGACGGCAGCCCGGGCGCCGUGGAGGCCGUGAUGCUGGGAGGAGGAGCCCGGAUGGUGGCGGGAGUUGUGAUGCUGCCGGUCACCGUCAUCAAGACACGUUUUGAAUGUGGCCGCUACAGCUACGCCAGUGUAGUCGGGGCUCUGCGCAGCGUCUGUCAGACUGAAGGUCCAGCUGCUCUGUUCUCCGGCCUGAUGGCGACGCUCCUCAGAGACGUUCCCUUCUCCGGGAUCUAUGUCAUGUUCUACAGCCAGGCCAAGGCCUCGCUGCCCAAAGAGAUCAGCUCCUCUCCUUCGGCCCCCCUGGCUAACUUCUCCUGUGGGAUCCUGGCCGGUAUUCUGGCCUCGCUCAUCACUCAGCCGGCCGACGUGGUCAAAACACACGUCCAAGUGAAGCCACAGCUGAGGACAGCAGAGGCUGUCAGAUACAUCUACAUGGAACAAGGACUCCAAGGCUUCUUCAGAGGGGCAGUUCCUCGGUCUCUGAGGAGGACCCUGAUGGCGUCCAUGGCGUGGACGGUGUACGAGCAGAUGAUGGCACACAUGGGACUGAAAUCCUGAACGAACAUUUGUGGUUAAAAUCUCUUAAAGGCCUUCUGUCACCCGGAUGGAGUUUCGUUUUCCCGGCUGUCGUUACAGCAAAACGCCAAAUCCUCACUGCCUGAUGGGAUUGUAGCUCACAGUGGUGCCUGCCCUCACAGAUCAGAAUAUAUUUAUUUAGAUU